This is a messenger RNA of Spathaspora passalidarum NRRL Y-27907, 1173 nucleotides long. It is a transcript of the gene STE2, whose product is annotated as alpha-factor pheromone receptor. The transcript has a single exon. Gene Ontology annotation, biological process: G protein-coupled receptor signaling pathway. Gene Ontology annotation, molecular function: mating-type factor pheromone receptor activity; pheromone binding. The coding region runs from base 1 to 1173 and encodes 390 amino acids. The record is from RefSeq and is a predicted model, not a curated record. NCBI's taxonomy places the organism in Eukaryota, Fungi, Ascomycota, Pichiomycetes, Serinales, Debaryomycetaceae. Gene Ontology annotation, cellular component: membrane; G protein-coupled receptor homodimeric complex.
AUGGAUGAAAAUUUUGAAACAUUAGGCAAUAGUUUGUUGGCAGAUAUCGACAACAGUGGCGAUAUUUUACUCACUUAUGCGUUUCCCAAUAUUGAUGACAUUCAAGUUUUUCCUUUCAAGGUUCUCGAUGAUUAUCAACGUAGAGUUCUUGAAAGUUCAAUCGUGUUUGGAGUUUCAAUAGGUGCUUGUUCUGUGAUUUUACUUUUGUUAUUUGUGGUGCUGUAUAACAACCGAAAGAAGAAAUUAUUCAAGUCUUUUCUUUUCAACUUGAAUGCUGCUAUUUUGUUAGUAUACAUCAUCCAAUCAGGAUUAAAUCUCAAUUAUUUAAUGAGUAGAUUAUCAUCUCCAAGUUUCUUCAUUACUGGAGCUUAUUAUGGUGAAUCAUUUGCUAUGACGGAUACUGCCAAUGCCUUUAGGGUGAUUUUGGUAGGGUUGGUUCAAAUUUCAUUAACUUAUCAAGUUUACAUUAUUUUCAAAGGUCAUAGGUUGAAUAUAUGGAGUGUUUCAGCUACAUUGUUUUCAACAUUGUUCUCAAUAACAGUAGUUGCCUUUACUAUCAAUUCUGUUGUCCUUGCCCAUAGGAAGAAUUCAGCUUUUACUCAUGGUCAGGAGCGUAAUUUUGUUUCUCUUUGGAAUGACUUGCCUGUGUGGUUAUUCUCAAUUAAUAUCAACAUCAUGUCGGUAUUGUUGAUUUUGAAACUAGGAAUGGCCAUUAGAACAAGAAGAUACCUUGGUUUGAAACAAUUUGAUGGAUUACAUAUUUUGGUGAUUAUGUCCACACAAACUUUGAUUAUACCAUCAAUCAUUUUAUUCGUUCAUUAUUUUGGCAUUUCAAAUGUUGGUUCUAUGCUAGUAAAAGUCAGUAUGUUGUUGAUUGUAUUAACAUUACCUUUAACUUCACUUUGGGCACAAACUCAGAAUAAUACCGAGAAUAUUAAUUCGUCUCCAAGUAUGUCCUUCAUAAGAAGAGAAAUUUCUACUGUUACCACGUUCAGUAAUAAUAGAGGAGGAAACACUCUGAAUUUGGAGAAGAAGCCAUCUUCUACAGUACAAGGUAUCAUAUUCCCGGAUUUAUCAACUAAUCCUGGAUCUGCUUUACCUUCUGCUAUUGAACAAUUGUUGGGCGAAGGAGACGACACUAUUCUGAACCCAAUUUCCUGGGAAAAGAUUUAA